Messenger RNA from Gasterosteus aculeatus aculeatus (three-spined stickleback), 545 nucleotides. It is a transcript of the gene ndufb6, whose product is annotated as NADH:ubiquinone oxidoreductase subunit B. Lineage: Eukaryota; Metazoa; Chordata; Actinopteri; Perciformes; Gasterosteidae. Gene Ontology annotation, cellular component: respiratory chain complex I. The record is from RefSeq and is a predicted model, not a curated record. Gene Ontology annotation, biological process: mitochondrial ATP synthesis coupled electron transport; mitochondrial electron transport, NADH to ubiquinone.
UCCGCUUGUUCUUCUUCGUUCGCCCGCACGGGGAAGUGUCCUCCGUGGUGUCAUUGUAGGUUGAAUAUCCAAAAGGUUAAAAAAAAAAAAACAAUGUCUGGAUACACACCGGACGAGAAGCUCCGCGUCGAGCAGAUUAGGACGCUGCGGAGAAGGUGGCUGAAGGACCAGGAGCUCAGCCCGAGGGAGUCCGCAAUACAAGCUAAACCCUCCGGCGCCGUUGCUAAGUUCUGGGCUGGCUUUCUGGAGCCCAAGAGCCUGUGGAGACUUUACACCUACAAAGCAUACAACGGUGGAGUUUUUGCAUUAACACGGUUGUUGAUACCAGCUUGGAUUGCUCACUACUGUGUGAAAUACCAUAUUGCUCAAAGACCAUAUGGCAUUGUGGAAGUGAAACCCAAGCUGUAUCCCGGUGACACCAUUCUGGAAACGGGUGAAAUUGUUCCAGAUCUCCCCGAGACCCAUGGCCAUCACUGAAGUUGGAAUAGUUCAGUAAUUUUCUGUUGUAAAAACUGUGUAUAUGCCAAUAAAAUAUUAUAAAAUCA